This is a messenger RNA of Lipotes vexillifer (Yangtze River dolphin), 661 nucleotides long. Its product is annotated as period circadian protein homolog 1-like. Gene Ontology annotation, molecular function: transcription cis-regulatory region binding; transcription corepressor binding. The annotation marks the transcript as partial. The record is from RefSeq and is a predicted model, not a curated record. The transcript has 5 exons. Gene Ontology annotation, cellular component: nucleus; cytoplasm. Gene Ontology annotation, biological process: circadian regulation of gene expression; negative regulation of transcription by RNA polymerase II; entrainment of circadian clock by photoperiod. Lineage: Eukaryota; Metazoa; Chordata; Mammalia; Artiodactyla; Lipotidae.
AUGAGAGGGUUUGCAGGAAGUAGCCAGAGAGAUGAGAAGACCAGAGACCUGAUGAUCAAGACCAGCAAGAUGGCUGGCCACGCCCCCCCCAAUGCUGCCCACUGCCUUGCCCCACAGGUUACCUUCCAGCAGAUCUGUAAGGAUGUGCACCUGGUGAAGCAUCAGGGGCAGCAGCUUUUUAUUGAGUCCCGGGCCCGGCCUCUGCCCCGGCCCCGUGUCCCUGACCCAGAGCUGGAGGUGGCACCUGCUCUGAUCCAGGCCCCACUAGCCUUGGCUCCUGAGGAGGCUGAGCGGAAAGAAGCCUCCAGUUGCUCCUACCAGCAGAUCAACUGCCUGGACAGCAUCCUCAGGUACCUGGAGAGCUGCAACCUCCCCAGCACGACCAAGCGCAAAUGCACCUCCUCCUCGUCCUGCACCGCCUCUUCGGCCUCCGACGAGGACAGGCAGCGGACGGGCGUAGUCUCUGCGGGGGCCCAGAAAGAUCCAUCGGCAGUGCUGUCUGGGGAGGGGGCCGCCCCUCUGAAGGAGCCGGUGGUGGGAGGAGGCGCCCUGAGCCCGCUCGCCCUGGCCAAUAAGGCGGAGAGCGUGGUGUCCGUCACCAGUCAGUGUAGCUUCAGCUCCACCAUCGUCCAUGUGGGAGACAAGAAGCCCCCAGAAUCGG